GAAGGGGUGAGCGGGGGCGGGCGAGGCGGCAGCGCCUUGGGUCCGCGGCGCUGCGCGAUGCUGCUGCCGGCGGCGCAGCCCUGAGCGCCCGACCCGGUUCUGCUCAGCCCGGCUCGGCCCGGCCCGGUGCGGGCACCCAGCGCGGCAGCGGCGGCGGCGGCGGCGGCGGCAGCGGCGGGGGGCGGCGGCCGCGCCCCCGGCGCGGAGACAAAGCCGGGGCCGAGCGCGGGAGGCGAGCGGCGGGACCGGCCCCGCUGCGCGGACAGGCGGGAGUCUGCAGCGGGAGCUGAGCUGACUUCGCCGGCAGCCCCUCCCCACCCCGCAGCGAGGCUGUAGCCGGAAAGCGCUGCCCAGGACCAUGGGGAGCAGCAAGAGCAAGCCCAAAGACCCCAGCCAGCGCCGGCGCAGCCUGGAGCCCCCCGACAAUGCCCACCACGGGGGUUACCCUGCCUCGCAGACACCCAGCAAGGCGGCAGCUCCCGACAGCACCCAUCGCACCCCCAGCCGCAACUUCAGCACCAUGGCAGCCGAGUCCAAGCUCUUCGGAGGCUUCAACACCUCUGACACGGUCACCUCGCCGCAGCGUGCCGGGGCGCUGGCCGGUGGUGUCACCACUUUUGUGGCCCUCUAUGACUACGAGUCCCGGACUGAAACAGACUUGUCCUUCAAGAAAGGAGAGCGCCUGCAAAUAGUCAACAACACGGAAGGUGACUGGUGGCUGGCUCAUUCCCUCACUACAGGACAGACGGGCUACAUCCCCAGUAACUAUGUCGCACCCUCAGACUCCAUCCAGGCUGAAGAGUGGUACUUUGGGAAGAUCACUCGCCGGGAGUCCGAGCGGCUGCUGCUCAACCCCGAAAACCCCCGAGGGACCUUCCUGGUCCGGGAGAGUGAGACCACAAAAGGUGCCUACUGCCUCUCCGUCUCUGACUUCGACAACGCCAAGGGGCUCAACGUGAAGCACUACAAGAUCCGCAAGCUGGACAGCGGCGGCUUCUACAUCACCUCCCGCACACAGUUCAACAGCCUGCAGCAGCUGGUGGCCUAUUACUCCAAACACGCCGAUGGCUUGUGCCACCGCCUCACCAACGUCUGCCCCACGUCCAAGCCCCAGACCCAAGGCCUUGCCAAGGAUGCCUGGGAAAUCCCCCGGGAAUCGCUGCGGUUGGAGGUCAAACUGGGACAGGGCUGCUUCGGAGAGGUGUGGAUGGGGACCUGGAACGGCACCACCCGGGUGGCAAUCAAGACACUGAAGCCUGGCACCAUGUCCCCGGAGGCCUUCCUGCAGGAAGCUCAGGUCAUGAAGAAGCUUCGACAUGAGAAGCUGGUCCAGCUCUACGCUGUGGUUUCGGAGGAGCCUAUUUACAUCGUCACUGAGUACAUGAGCAAGGGGAGCCUCCUGGACUUCCUGAAGGGUGAGAUGGGCAAGUACCUGCGGCUGCCCCAGCUCGUGGAUAUGGCGGCUCAGAUUGCAUCUGGCAUGGCCUAUGUGGAGAGGAUGAACUACGUCCACCGGGACCUUCGGGCAGCCAACAUCCUCGUGGGGGAGAACCUGGUGUGCAAGGUGGCUGACUUCGGCUUGGCACGCCUCAUCGAGGACAAUGAGUACACUGCUCGGCAAGGUGCCAAGUUCCCCAUCAAGUGGACAGCCCCCGAAGCUGCUUUGUACGGCAGGUUUACCAUCAAGUCAGACGUGUGGUCCUUUGGCAUUCUCUUGACCGAGCUGACCACCAAGGGCAGAGUGCCAUACCCAGGGAUGGUGAACCGGGAGGUGCUGGACCAGGUGGAGCGGGGGUACCGCAUGCCCUGCCCGCCCGAGUGCCCCGAGUCCCUGCACGACCUCAUGUGCCAGUGCUGGCGGAAGGACCCCGAGGAGCGACCCACCUUCGAGUACCUGCAGGCGUUCCUGGAGGACUACUUCACCUCGACAGAGCCUCAGUACCAGCCUGGAGAGAACCUAUAGACGCGGAGCUCCUCCUGGCACCAGGGGCGCUGCCGUUCUCGCCAUGGGGCACCAAGGGCUGGCCUCCCUGCCGAGGGGCCGGGGUUGUGUGGAGCAGCCCUGGAACAGGAUGAGGCAUCAUCUCCAGAUGUGGCCUGGGGAGGUGCUGGGUCCUCUCAUUGCUCCUUAAGACUUCUGGCCCGUGUUUAAUGAAGUGGCACUGUCCUGCUGGCGAGAGGAGCCGGUGGGCACUGGUGGACCUGGCUUGGGAAGGCGAGUGGAGCAUCUCCCACCAAGAGACUUGGCUUUCAGGAGACCUUUGUUCCUCAGCAGCUCUGGAGAGAGCCUGGAGGAAUUGAGGGACAGCAUCACCCCACCUUGGACACAUAGCCCUGAUCUCCUGCACCCCCUUUCUGAAUCAGCACAAAUUCCCCUGCCCCUUUGCCCUAUCCCCUAACCACUCCUUGGCUCCAGCUCUCCCGAGGGUACUGGCAGAGAUAUUUCUCCAUGGGAAAGGUGCAAUCCCUGGCUCAGACUGGUGAUGUACCAGGGUGGUGGUGCCAGUGUGAGGUGACAGUGAAAUGCUGGUGGUCUUCCUUCCUUGAGUACCCUUCCAGAGGGCACUGGAAGUGUGAAAUGUGGCUGCUUGUGGCUCCAUUGACUGACACCAUCCCAUGGGGGCAUCCAGGUGCACAUUCAAGUCUUCCAGCUGCCUCUGUCCCCACCAAGGGACCCACCUUGUCCUCCUGGGAGUGGCACAGGGCUGGUGCCAGCAGAGUCCUCCUUAGCCUGUGGCCAGCCCCACCACUCUAGCUCUGCUUUCUCCCACUGAGCACUCCUGGUCUUCCAGCUGACCCCCUGGGAAGUGCACCAGAGCCCCCUCGGCUG
Dryobates pubescens (Downy woodpecker) is the source of this 2830-nucleotide messenger RNA. RefSeq names its product SRC proto-oncogene, non-receptor tyrosine kinase (gene SRC). The transcript is spliced from 13 exons. Gene Ontology annotation, molecular function: non-membrane spanning protein tyrosine kinase activity; ATP binding; growth factor receptor binding. Gene Ontology annotation, biological process: bone resorption; protein phosphorylation; epidermal growth factor receptor signaling pathway. Lineage: Eukaryota; Metazoa; Chordata; Aves; Piciformes; Picidae. The record is from RefSeq and is a predicted model, not a curated record. The coding region runs from base 359 to 1963 and encodes 534 amino acids. Gene Ontology annotation, cellular component: extrinsic component of cytoplasmic side of plasma membrane.